AUGGUUGUUAAGAAAGUAGGUAUUCUUGGUGCUACCGGUACUGUUGGUCAAAGAUUUUUAACUCUUCUUUCUGAUCAUCCCAACUUUGAGGUUGCCGUCCUUGGUGCUUCUGCCCGCUCUGCCGGCAAGUCUUACAAGGAGGCAACCAAAUGGAAGCAAUCCGUCCCCAUGUCCAAGAAGGUUACCGACAUGAUUGUCAAGUCCUGCGAUGCUAAAGAAUUCGCUCAAUGUGACAUUGUCUUUAGCGGUUUGGAUUCUGAUUUCGCUGGUGAAAUUGAAAAGAACCUUCGUGAUGCAAACAUUCCUGUUCUUUCCAAUGCCAAGAACUAUCGUAGAACUCCAAAUGUUCCUUUAGUCGUUCCCACUGUCAACACUGAGCAUCUGGAUGUCCUCAAAUCUCAACGCAAAGAGAACAACCUAGAUCGUGGUUGCAUUAUUACCAACUCCAAUUGCUCUACUGCAGCCGUUGUCGUACCCCUUAAAGCCCUUCAAGAUGCCUUUGGUCCUAUUGACAAGGUAUCGGUUGUUAGUAUGCAAGCUAUUUCUGGUGCUGGCUACCCUGGUGUUCCUUGUCUCGAUAUGUUGGACAACGUUGUCCCUUAUAUCAGUGGCGAGGAAGACAAGAUUGAAUGGGAAACCCGUAAGAUUUUGGGUGGUGUGAAUGAAAGCCAAUCUGCUUUUGAAUUAAACGACACCGUUGUUUCUGCUCAAUGUAACCGGGUGCCUGUUAUUGACGGUCACUUAAUGUGCAUCUCUGUCAAAUUUGCAAAGGCGAAUCCUUCUGUUUCCGAUGUUCAUAAGGCUCUUAAUGAUUAUGUAUGUGAAGCUCAAAAGCUUGACUGCCACAGCGCUCCCAAGCAAGCUAUUGUUGUCUUUGAUGAAUCUUGUCCCGACCGUCCUCAACCCCGUUUAGACCGUGAAAACCAAAAUGGAUACGCUGUUUCUGUUGGUCGUAUCCGACCUGAUUCUAUUUUUGACGUUAAAUUUGUCUCUCUUGUUCACAACACUGUUUUGGGUGCCGCCGGUGCUGGUAUUUUGAAUGCUGAAGUUGCUGUCAAAAAGGGUCUUUUGUAA
Molecule: messenger RNA, 1074 nt
Organism: Schizosaccharomyces osmophilus
Lineage: Eukaryota; Fungi; Ascomycota; Schizosaccharomycetes; Schizosaccharomycetales; Schizosaccharomycetaceae
Gene: hom2
Product: aspartate semialdehyde dehydrogenase Hom2
Exons: 2
Coding region: 1-1074 (357 amino acids)
Biological process (GO): L-threonine biosynthetic process
Molecular function (GO): NADP binding; protein dimerization activity; NAD binding
Source: RefSeq, a predicted model, not a curated record